UGUCUCUCGAGGGUGCAACAAGUGCGGGGAUAUGAGUUACUAAAAGGGGGAAUUAUUUUUUUCAUAAAGAGGACCUUUGUUCCGACUUAAGUGCAACAAGGAUGGCGGUGUUAAGGGUCGUUCCCUUCCUCCUAGUUCUCCUCACUGUCUGCUCGUUCCCUGGGCAUGUCUGGGCACACCCGUAUCCGCCUUCAGUUCAGGAGACUCCGGAUUUACUCCACCUGACAUCCGAUUCAGUGCAGCAGAAGGGAAGUUUGCCAGAGUCGGACCAACUGUCACCUGAUUCUGUGCACCAGAAUUCGUACACGAUCCUUCCCAUUUCCGUCCCAGUUCAGCUGCAUCUGAAAGCGGUUCCUUCUCCCCGGGAUCCUGGUUAUCUGUCUCAGGGGCCGGGUCUUCCCGCUUUAAACCAGGAGGCGGGAUCCAUUCAGGCUUCCGAAAAUGGAGACCGCGCUGACACAGACUCGCCAGGAGACGAAACAGGUGAAGACGUUCCAGAUUAUGACCUUAAUUUGACCUCCUUCUCUGGCCAGGGGCUUUCACCUAAUCCUUUGCCGAGGUAUGCGAGGAAGUUAGCCAACCAGAUUCCAGUUAGUACAAAUGACCAGUUAGAUAAGAUAGGAGACUUGCAUGUACCUCAAAUAACCGACUUUAGAUCAUCUAAGAUAUCUGACCAGACAUUUCCCGACGUAGGUGCUGCAAAGCCAGUUAGGAUAGAUGCUAUAGCUAGUCCACUACCAUCAGUGUUACCUGGUCUGGGAGCUACCAGGUUGAUUGAUCUAGGAUCUGCCAAGGUAAUCGACACUAAAGCAAAGUCUACACCAGAUGAUUCAAAAGACGUCAGUAUAAGCUCUAUUAGGGUUACUAAUUUAGGAUCAAGACCUGGUAUCACAUACUUGGGAUCUGUUAAGGCAAGUGACUUGGGAUCUGUUAAGGCAGGUGACUUGGGAUCUGUUAAGGCAGGUGACUUGGGACUUGCUAAAACUCCUGAUGCGGCCAAUGUCCAGGUAGGUGACUCAGGGUUUGUUCAAGAAAGUGAUAUUACCUCUGCCCAGGUAGGUGACUUGAAGCCUAACUCUGCAACUGACUUAGGGUCAGCCAAGACAAAUGACUUAGACUAUAUUCAAUCAAGUGGCUUAGAAUCCCUCGAGGCUAGAGAGCUAGUCCCUGCCCAAACAGACGCUUUUGGAUCUGCUCCGAUAAAUGAACUUGGGCCAACUAGACUGAUUGAUCUCGGAUCCGUUAAAGUAUUAGAUGCUGGACCUACAGUUGACUUAGGACUUACUGCAGGAAGUGACUUACAUUCAGCCAUUCCCAGUGAAAGGCUUACCCCAGGGAUAGUAUCCAUUCCUACAAAAGCAGCUGAAACAGGAACUCCCCAAGUAUCAUAUCUAGGAACUGUUAAAUUGGCUGAUCUUAUACCUACCAAGGAAAGUGAUCCGGAAAUUGACCUAGAAAACACGGGGAGAACUGUGCUGAAAUCUGCAGAGAACAUCCUAGACAACUCUCAGACAUCUACAGGAAACCGCCCGGACUUCCUGCAGCCCGCUUCUCCAGCAGAAUAUGAUGAUUCGUUUCCAGAGAUUGAACUGGACACAAGCCCUUUCAUUAGCCUUGACUCCGCCCUUUUUAUUGACAUGGGACCUUCUUCAACUGAUCCGAGUGCACCAUCUACUGAGGUUCGGCAAGAUUCCCCACUUGUAGACCUCAUCUCGGACACCAUUCUAGAAAUGGUAACCAAAGAACCUGACCAAAAUUCAGAACCAGGGCCUUAUGACGGUCUUUUCUCUAAACCGUUUGUCAUUCUGGGUCCAGGUAAUGUGCAGGACUUUUCAGCUGCUCCGUUUACAUCUCAUCAGCCUUCACUCGGGACUGGAUCAUAA
Penaeus vannamei (Pacific white shrimp) is the source of this 1883-nucleotide messenger RNA. The record is from RefSeq and is a predicted model, not a curated record. Lineage: Eukaryota; Metazoa; Arthropoda; Malacostraca; Decapoda; Penaeidae.